UCAGGAGAAUUGCGGUUGUUUCGCCCCCAUUUCAGGUUUCUGUGAAAAUUCGCAGAAAAGUGAAUUUGCAACUCAACAACAGAAGUUUUUUUUUUGUUAACCAUUUGAAAUUAUACAAUGCCUCGAAAGAAACCAUUUAGUUCAAAGCAAAAGAAGAAACAAUUGCAGGAAAAACGAGAGAAACAGGCAAAAAGAAAAGAGGGUUGCUAUGGAAAAGCUCGCUAUCGGGAAGAUCAGACGAGCUCCCCAGAGUCGUCAGAAGAUGAGGAUGAAACCGAUGUCAAAAAGAUCAAUCAGCAGCCAACGAAAUCACAAGAUCGAAAGUAUGAUCCUAACAGAUAUCGCCUGCACUUCGCCCAUGAAACGAGAAAAGAAAUAGAAAAAAGGAAAGAAUUAGCCAGACAUCCUGUGGAACUAUUGCCUGAAAGUGACCUUGAAAUUGACCUUGAUGAGAUCUAUCAGCCUGGGACGAUCCUUGACAUGCCAAAGCGACCUCCAUGGAAUCACAGUUUAACAAAAGGGGUGCUUGAGUCAAGAGAGGAAAAAUAUUUUCGCGAUUAUCUUGACAGUAUCAUGGACAAGUACCCACCAGAAGAGUUGAGUUACUUUGAAAUCAACUUGGAGACCUGGCGGCAACUGUGGAGAGUCCUGGAGAUUUCAGAUAUCAUUCUUCUUAUCACUGACAUUCGACAUCCUGCUCUCCACUUCUCGCCAGCCCUCUACGACUACGUCACAAACGACCUUAAGAAACACAUCAUCCUCGUCCUGAACAAGAUUGAUCUGGCCCCUCCACCAUUGGUCGUGGCAUGGCGGCAUUACUUCCAGACAAAAUUCCCCAAAGUUCAUAUUGUAUGUUUCACGUCAUUCCCGAGAAAUAUUGAGGGGUCCGAUACGACACAUGAGGACCCUGGAAACGUAUUACGAAAGAAGAGAAAGAUCCGAAGAUACAAUGCAGUGGGUCCUCUUCAGCUGUUAAAAGCCUGUGAGACAAUUUGUCUGGAUAAAGUCGACAUGAGUAGCUGGAAAGAGAAGAUUGAGACAGACCACCACGAAUCAGAAGUGGGAGAGGCAGACAUUGAAAUCGAGGUGUACACAGACACUGCUGAAUACAGGGAGCAUGUGGCCUAUAGGGAUGGUGUGGUGACCAUUGGUUGUGUAGGUUAUCCAAAUGUUGGCAAGUCAUCUCUGAUGAAUGGCUUGGUGGGAAAGAAGGUUGUGAGUACAUCACGGACCCCAGGACACACCAAACACUUUCAAACAAUCUUCCUGACCAAAACAGUCAAGUUAUGUGAUUCUCCAGGUCUUGUGUUCCCAUCAUUGGUUCAAAAACCAUUACAGAUCAUUGCAGGUAUUUACCCCAUUGCCCAGGUGCGCGAACCCUAUUCUGCCGUGAGUUUCCUCACCCAACGACUUUCACUUCCAAAGUUACUUGUGCUGAAACAUCCUGAUGAGGAAGCACCCUCUAGGUUUGAGGAACAGAAAUGGUCCGCGUUUGAUGUCUGUGAAGCGUGGGCAGAGAAACGUAGUUUUGUGACAGCUAGGGCAAGAAGAAAUGACACAUAUAGAGCAGCUAAUAACAUCCUGCGGUUAGCAGUGGAGGGGAGACUCUGCUUGUGUAUGAGGCCUCCAGGGUACACCAACAAUAAAAGUGAUUGGGAGAACCAUGCCGAGACGUUACUCAUCGCAGAAUGGCAACAGAACAGCAACAGAAGAAGCUCCGACAUCCAGGAUGAGCAGACGGACGAGUCCGAAUCAGAUGACGACGGACAGCAAGGGGCCUCAGAUGGGGAUGACGAGGGGCCCUCAGGGCUAGCUACAAAAAAUGCCUUCGAUCUGUUGGCUGAUGAUGAUGAUUAGCUGUGUCUGUGUUUUUAUUAGCCUCUAAAGGGACUAUGCAAUAUGACGGGACAAUAUUUGACCUAUCUGAUCAUAAAAUCAGAUCUCCAAAUCAUUCUUCAACUGAAUUUUUCUCAAGUGAUGUGACAACUAAAGCCGGAAAGCUGUAACUUGUAUACUUUUCCCAGUAAAAUGAAGAAUAACAUGCAAGUUCUUAUGUAGCCUUUAUCUGCUGUACAAAAGUCUCAACAGUUUAGCUGCUGUAAUCUUGUCAUGCCAAAUGCGUGUGCAUGACUUGGCAAAUUGGCAAAUUUUUAUGUGCUAGAGAUUGACCUUUUCAUGUAAUUGAUGCCUGAAAUGAAAAGGUUUCUACACCCAGAGUGUUCAUCUUCUGAAAAGAGAACAGAAUGGUUACAACAAUAUUCUGACUGUUAGGAUUAGAUUUGAACUUUGCUGGGAAUGGAAGACUCAUUGUUAUUUUAUUGAAUAACUAUACAUCUUGUUAAUG
This is a messenger RNA of Lineus longissimus, 2344 nucleotides long. Its product is annotated as guanine nucleotide-binding protein-like 1. The record is from RefSeq and is a predicted model, not a curated record. The coding region runs from base 118 to 1857 and encodes 579 amino acids. NCBI's taxonomy places the organism in Eukaryota, Metazoa, Nemertea, Pilidiophora, Heteronemertea, Lineidae. Gene Ontology annotation, molecular function: GTP binding; GTPase activity. The transcript has 12 exons.